GUCGGACCUGGAGGACCUGGGAGGUGUUGUUCACGGACGAGUCCUUUCACCAUGGCCACAAGAGAUGCAGCUCCCGGGAGGGCUCUCUUCAAGACAGACCAAGUAAGGAUCCGAGAGUGUCCAAUUCCGUCCCCGCACUCAAACCCUAAACGCGUUUGACGUGAAAGAGUCACUGAGGCGAUUGUGGAGCUGCCAAAGUGGGCGCAGGCAGCGUUCAGCAACUACCGCUCCUCACAGGAUACAGACCAGACUCCAAGAGACGGCCCUCCACUCGGACGAAACAUCCUCCUCUGUGCCCCCACUGGUGCUGGAAGACCAACGUAGCUCUCCUCUGCAUCCUAGAGAGCUCCACAAACACAUGAACCCGAUGACACUGUCAAUCUGGAGUCGUUCAGGUCAUCUACAUCGCUCCCAUGAGGUCCCUCGUACGGAGAUGGUCGCCAACUCUCCAAGCGUCUGUGCCGUACGGAGUGACAGUGAGCGAGUUGACGGGCGAAUCACCAGCUGAACAAGGAGCAGAUUAUGGCCACCAGUCAUCGUCUGCACCCCCGGAGAGUGGGACAUCAUAACUCGCAAGAGCGGGAUGAGGAUCCUACACCCAGCUUGUCAGCCUCGUCAUCCUUGAUGAGAUCGCUUGCUGCACGACAGUCGAGGUCGGUCUGGAGGCUAUGUGGCUCGGACCAUACGCCACAGAUCGAGGCCACCCAGGCGAUCCUCAGACGUCAUGGCCUCUCUGCACACUUUUUAUGUCCAUCAACUACGAGAUGUGGCCCACCUGUCCUGCGAGUGGAUCCAGCCAAGGGGUCUGUACUACUGCGACUAACAUGCUACCGUCCCGUUCCGCUGGAGCAGACGUACAUCGGAAUCACAGAGAAAAAGGCUCUCAAAGCGAUUCCAGGUGAUGAACGACAUUGUGUAUGAGAAGGUGAUGGAGAACGCGGGGAGGAACCAGGUCCUCAUCUUUGUCCACUCCCGUAAAGAGACGUCCAAGACGGCGCGGGCCAUCCGAGACAUGUGUCUGGAGAAGGACACGCUGGGACUGUUCCUGAAGGAGGACUCGGCCAGUACCGAGGUCCUGAGGACCGAGGCCGAGCAAACUAAGAACCCGGAGCUGAAGGACCUCCUGUCCUACGGGUUUGCCAUCCACCAUGCCGGCAUGAACCGAGUGGACAGGACACUGGUUGAGGAGCUGUUUGCCGAUAAACACAUCCAGGUCCUGGUGUCCACCGCGACGCUCGCCUGGGGAGUCAACCUCCCCGCACACACCGUCAUCAUCAAAGGAACACAGGUGUACAGUCCAGAGAAGGGGCGGUGGGUGGAACUGGGUAUGCUGGACGUGUUGCAGAUGCUGGGUCGAGCCGGACGGCCGCAGUACGACAAGAAGGGGGAGGGUGUCCUGCUCACCAGUCACUCUGAGCUCCAGUACUACCUCUCCCUCAUGAACCAACAGCUGCCGAUUGAGAGCCAGUUCAUCAGUCGACUAGCCGACAACCUAAAUGCAGAGAUUGUGCUGGGCACAGUCCAGAACGCCAAAAGACGCCGUCAACUGGCUAGGUUACACAUACCUCUACAUCAGGAUGCUGCGGGCCCCGCAGCUGUACGGAGUGGACCCAGAUGACCUGGAGAGCGACCGACUGUUGGACCAGCAACGAGCUGACCUCAUCCACACCGCAGCCUCUCAGCUCAGCAAGUGCAACCUCAUCAAGUAUGACAAGAAGAGUGGAGCCUUUCAGGUGACAGAGCUGGGUCGGAUUGCCUCUCACUACUACCUGACCCACGAGACAAUGGCCACCUACAACCAGAUGAUGAAGCCAACCCUCAGUCAGAUUGAGCUCUUCCGAGUCUUCUCCCUCUCCUCCGAGUUUAAGUACAUCUCCGUCAGAGAGGAGGAGAAGAUGGAGCUGGCAAAGCUGCUAGACAGAGUCCCCAUCCCGGUCAAGGAGAGCAUGGAGGAGCCAAGUGCCAAGAUCAACGUUCUCCUCCAGGCCUACAUCUCCCAGCUGAAGCUGGAGGGGUUCGCCCUCAUGUCGGACAUGGUCUACGUCACCCAGUCUGCCGGGAGGCUCAUCCGCGCCAUUUACGAGAUCUGCCUCCAUCGAGGCUGGGCCCAGCUCACCUCCCGCGCCCACUCUCUCUCCAAGAUGAUCGACAAGAGAAUGUGGCAGUCGAUGACUCCACUGCGACAGUUCAAGAAGCUGCCGGAGGACGUCAUCCGCAGGAUCGAGAAGAAGGACUUCCCCUGGGAGAGGUUCUACGACCUCGGCCACAGCGAGAUCGGCGAGCUGGUCCGCAUGCCCAAGAUGGGCAAGACCAUCCACAAGUAUGUCCACCAACUGCCCAAGUUGGAGCUGGCCGUGCACAUCCAACCAGUCACCAGGUCCACGCUGCAAGUGGAGCUGACCAUCACUCCCGACUUCCAGUGGGACGAAAAGAUCCACGGAGUGUCUGAGGCGUUCUGGAUCAUGGUGGAAGACGUGGACUCUGAACUCAUCCUCCAUCACGAGUACUUCCUCCUCAAGUCCAAAUACUCUCGUGACGAGCACGCCGUCAGUUUCUUUGUCCCCGUCUUCGAGCCACUCCCUCCGCAGUACUUCAUCCGCGUCGUGUCGGACAAGUGGCUGUCCUCGGAGACCCAGCUGCCCGUCUCCUUCCGCCACCUCAUCCUCCCGGAGAAGUUCCCGCCUCCCACGGAGCUGCUCGACCUCCAGCCACUCCCUGUCACCGCCCUCCGUAACCCCCACUACGAACAGCUGUACUCUGACCUCUUCACCUUCUUUAACCCCAUUCAGACCCAGGUGUUCAAUGCUCUCUAUAACACUGAUGACGAUGUGUUUGUGGGAGCUCCGACCGGCAGCGGGAAGACCAUUUGUGCCGAGUUUGCCAUCCUCAGGAUGUUCUCUGCCUCUCCCAACUCUCGCUGCGUCUUCAUCACUCCCAAACAGCCCCUCGCCGAACAGCGCUAUGCUGAGUGGCAGCAGAAGUUUGGACAGCACAUGAGCAAGAGGGUCUCUCUGCUGACAGGAGAAACCAGUGCGGACCUCCGUCUACUGAGAGACAGCAACAUUGUCAUUAGCACGCCAGAGCACUGGGAUGUCCUCUCCCGGAGAUGGAAGCAGAGGAAGAACGUACAGAACGUCGAUCUCUUUGUGGUGGACGAACUGCACCUGAUAGGCGGGGAGAGCGGGCCCGUCCUGGAGGUCAUCUGCUCCCGCAUGCGCUACAUGUCCUCGCAGAUCGAGCGGAAGGUGAGGAUCGUGGCUCUAAGCUCGUCGGUGGCCAACGCCAAGGACCUGGGCCAGUGGCUGGGAGCCACAACUCACGGUCUCUUCAACUUCCACCCCAACGUCAGGCCUGUCCCACUGGAGCUCCACAUACAGGGUUUCAACAUCACCCAUACUCCGUCGCGACUCAUAGCAAUGAUGAAACCUGUCUACCAGGCCAUCUGCAAGUACUCACCAAAGACACCCGUCAUCGUCUUUGUCCCCUCUCGCAAGCAGACCCGAUUCACCGCCGUCGACCUCCUGACCUUUUGCGCCGCCGAUCUCCAGCCGCAGCGGUUCCUCCACUGUGCCGAGGAGGACCUGAAGACACAUCUCAAGCACAUCCGAGACAAGACCCUGGUGGAGACACUGAGCAAUGGAGUUGCCUACCUCCACGAGGGACUCAGCGACAUAGAGAGGAAGGCAGUGGAGCAGGUCUACUCCUCUGGAGCUGUCCAGGUGAUCGUGGUGUCCCGCAACCUCUGCUGGGGAAUGGAGCAUCAACUCACCUCUCCCUGUCAUCAUGGACACACAGUACUACGAUGGCAGAGGGCCACAGGUAUGUUGCCACUACCCGGGCCUGCGACGCUGGAGAUGAUAGGCAGAGCCACACAGACCGCUGGUGGACGAGAGCGGGUGCGCCAUCUUGCUGCUGCCAGAACUCAGAAGAAAGAGUCUACAAGAGUUCCCUCUACGAGCCUCUGCCUGUGGAGUCUUAUCUGGACACUUCAAUGCACGACAUUCAACGCGGAGUGUGACCAAGACGGUGGAAAACAGCAGGACGGCAGUCGGCUACCUCACCUGGUCCUUCCUCUACCGCAGAAUGACCCAGAACCAACAAUUCUACAAACCUCCAGGUGUGACUCCUCGUCAUCUCUCCCGACCAUCUACUCUGAAGUAGUGGAGAACACUCUCAGUGACCUGAGCAGUCAAGUGUAUGCCCAUAGAGGAUGA
Geodia barretti is the source of this 4214-nucleotide messenger RNA. NCBI's taxonomy places the organism in Eukaryota, Metazoa, Porifera, Demospongiae, Tetractinellida, Geodiidae. The record is from the annotation of a GenBank genome assembly.